Molecule: messenger RNA, 1409 nt
Organism: Arachis ipaensis
Lineage: Eukaryota; Viridiplantae; Streptophyta; Magnoliopsida; Fabales; Fabaceae
Product: deacetoxyvindoline 4-hydroxylase
Source: RefSeq, a predicted model, not a curated record
UGAUAAUAAUUACCAUUAAAGCAAGCAAGGCAGAAAAAAUAACAUUACGCGCGAGGUUUCUAGAUACCAUGAAUUAAGUUCUUAACUGAAUAGAUAAUUUUUAUUGAAAACUUGAGUGAAACAUGAUGGAAGCAGAUCAUGAAGAUGGAAGUUAUGAUAGGAACAAGGAAUUAAAGCUUUUUGAUGAAACAAAAGCAGGUGUGAAGGGUCUUGUUGAUGCUGGUUUGACUAAGUUACCAAAGAUAUUUGUUCAUGAUAACCAUAAAGUCAACGAUUCUUCUUCUUCCUCUUCUUCCUCUGCUACCAAUGUUAGUAUUCCAGUUAUUGAUUUGGGAUCACUACACGAAGAAGGUAAUUCACGCCAUGAGAUAGUUCAGAAAGUCAAAGAUGCAGGUGAGAAAUGGGGGUUCUUUCAAGUGGUCAACCAUAAAAUUCCACAGAGUAUUUUGGAUGAAAUGCUUGAUGGGGUGCGUAAAUUUCAUGAGCAAGAUGCUGAGGUGAAGAAAGAAUUCUAUUCACGUGAUAUUACAAAGAGAGUGUUCUACAACACCAACUUCAAUUUUUAUACAACUUCAGAGGUUAAUUGGAGGGACACCCUCUAUUGUUUAUUGGCACCAGGGCCCCUUGACCCUCACCAACUCCCUUCAAUUUGCAGAGAUGUAAUAAUUGAAUACUUAGAUCAUAUCAAGAAACUGGCACUGACGCUGUUGGAAUUGCUUUCGGAGGCAUUAGGCCUAGAAGGCAAUUACCUCAAGGACAUAGAUUGUGGUGAAGGGAUUUUCAUGGUUGGAAAUUAUUACCCUCCUUGCCCUGAGCCUGAACUCACUUGGGGGUUAAGUGCUCAUACGGAUAUGGGCUUUGUAACUAUUCUUCUACAAGAUCAAGUUGGUGGACUUCAAGUCUUUCAUGAAAACCAAUGGUUUGAUAUCACUCCCUUUCCUGGUGCUUUCAUCAUUAACCUUGGUGACAUGAUGCAGCUAAUCACAAAUGACAAGUUUAUGAGCGCCAAACACAGAGUUGUGGCUCAAAAAGUAGGUCCACGAGUUUCGGUUUCAUGCUCUCUGAGACAACAUGUUCAGGAUGAAUGUCUAAGAAUGUAUGGACCAAUAAAAGAGUUGGUAACAAAAGAGAAUCCUCCAAUUUAUAAGGAAAUGAAAAUGCCGGACUUGGUUAAACUGGUGUAUACCACAAAGCUAGAUUACGAUAUCUCCUCUCCACUAAAACACUUCAGGCUAUGAAGCAUCAAGAAUUAAAGAUACUCCUAUAUAAAACUAUAUUAAUUACAAACUUUCUUGAGGGAUGUUAGAGUGAGAAAUUCAACAUUUAUAAUUUUAAAAACUCUCAUGUCUUGUAUUUAAAUAAAAGUCCCUUCAAAUUUUAUUUAGUGUAUAUUAAAUUAGACGACACUA